CGGAGACAACUGCCGACUAUGUCAACGCAAGGCUGGAACCAAGUAAAUAGUUAUAUAAACCAAAAACUACCGGGGGAAACAUUAACUUUACUUGAAAAUGGCUUAAUUGUCUUUGCGCUAUUUGGAACAAAGCUCCGGCUGGAUAUAUUUGCAAGGGAUAAAACAACUGCACAAUAUGAACUUCGGUCUCCGGUAAAGGAACCAAGCAAAAGAUCAACUUCUAUCUAGAACGUCUUGGGUAUUAUUUUCCGAAUCUUGUGUUCAUAUAGUAAGUAGUACGUUUAUCACUUGAUAUUAAUUUGUAGUAGACCUAUUAUUUUGGCGCUCGAGCUUCUUGUGCCUGUUGACGAGGUGAUAUAUGUGGAUACCUGAGAAGCAGCUCGCGAGCUACCUGACCUUAAUGCACGAAAACAAGACCAAGGCUAUGAAAUGUUUCUUCUAUGUGCAUUUGUCUAUUUCAUGUGCCUUUUUGACGGUUGAUUAGCCAAACGGAGUACUGAAGUUCAUAUCUUAGGCUAUUAUUAAACUGAAAAUCGGAUGAAAAUGUUAUAUAAUUUGUGUUUGAAAUUAUGACAUUGAACUUGAGUUGUUUCAGUUAUUGCUCGAGGAUGCGUUCAAAGACUGUUGUAAUUCAGCCGGUUGUGUAAGACAGCCCUCAGCCUCAGACCUAGCCAAUAUGUAUAUUAGUGGAGUGGACGUCCUGCACAAAACGCUAUGCCACGCUCCGUUUUAAAGGAGCCCAGUCCAGCGCUCUCGGCCUAAUGACUAAUGUCCCCCUGCUCCAGUGUGGCUCUGUGACCCAGUCACACGUCUAGGAUGAGCACGGAUCUAGAGCGCAUGUCGCUCAACUCCUCCUCGGCCAACUCUGUGGCCUCGAGUGCCCUCACGCUGUCAGCCAACGUCAAGAAGCUGCACAACGCGCUCAACCUGCUGCUUAACGACUUGGAGCGGGAGCAGUUCAUUCACUGCCUCAACGUGUACCACUCCAAGCGUAAUGUCUACGACCUGGUUCAAACCCUCAAAGUCAUUCUCAAUGCGCCCAGCAAACGCCAACUUCUGCCCAUGCUACGGCUGGUCAUUCCCCGCUCCGACCAGCUUCUGUUUGACCAGUACACCUCGGAGGGCCUUUACUUGAAAUCUGAUUUACUUGCCAGGAAUGGGAGCGCCGAAGCGGUGGGCGAAGGUUCCAGUGCGAGUCCAACUCCUCCCGGGCAUUUCUCGCCAACUCCCCCCGGAUCUCAGGUUGCGCUGCGCGGCUCUCCGGAUAGUUUCAGCACCUGCAGUGAUGGGACAGUUCCCCUCGUGCCGCUGCUUGGGAGAAGCUUCCUGCACGAGCCUCCAGGAGAGGUCCGACAGGUGACCCUGAAACGGCACAAGAGCAACGAGGGCUUGGGUUUCAGUAUCCGCGGCGGCUCAGAGCACGGGGUCGGGAUCUAUGUGUCUCUGGUGGAGCCAGAUCCCUGGCCGAAAAGAGGACUGAGGAUUGGGGAUCAGAUUAUGAAAGUCAACAGCACAGUUUUCGAUAAAGUCACGCACGCUGAAGCGGUGAAGGUGUCGCUCAACUAG
This is a messenger RNA of Salvelinus sp. IW2-2015, 1566 nucleotides long. The record is from RefSeq and is a predicted model, not a curated record. NCBI's taxonomy places the organism in Eukaryota, Metazoa, Chordata, Actinopteri, Salmoniformes, Salmonidae.